AUUUUUCAUUUUUUAGUGAAAAUGUAAAAGAAUCAAGGGUUAAGGGUAUGUGUGUUAAUCCCUCUCUUCAUCCUUAUUGUUCUUGAAGCUCAGUCCUUUGCAAGUUAAGUGUAAGAUUUGCUUUGAGGUGGAGAAGUUUGGGUAGAGAAAGUAGUUUUGUAUGAUUUGUAAUAAGAAGUGAACAUUUUAAAUGUGAAUUCUGGAAAGUAUUAACUAGUAACAAUGAAAAUCAUGUCGUGGUUAGGUAGUUAGUAUCCCUGCUUUGUAUUUGGAGAGUCCCGGGUUCAGAUCUCAGCUUAGACACAGGUUAUCCUGGCAAAUUUUUUAUGGCCUUUCUUAUUCCUGCCAGACAUGUCAGGAUAAUACCCAGAUUAGGCCUUGACUGCUUUGUUCCACAUCCUAAUCACUUCAUUAUUCACUAAUAUCCUAUCAGUUAUUACAGUGUAGUUAGAUCUGCUGACAGCAUCAUUAAGUUUUUUCGGAAAUAAACAAUAAGAUGCUUACCUUCACACAGUAUGUAAUCUUAGCUUGUGCAAAAUUCUUCUGCAUGUAGUUUCAUACCUUACGUAGAAUCUAAGAAGUAUAGAACUGAAUGUUCUCAUCGUUAGUGGUUUAUACCUGAGACAUGUAUGUAAAAGUACUGAUUAAGUUGCAGGUAUCCAGCAACAUUCUCCAGCUGUUACAAUGCCCAGACUACAUUUAGAAAAAUAAUAUUAUCAUGUGUAUGAAUGACUGUUGACAGGGUUUUGGAUUGGAGGUUGGAUUUAUUGCCCUCUUACAGGUCAUAACUACAAAUAACUAUAACACUGCCACUAAUUUUCAGUCAUCUUUCACUAAUCAUUUCCUGGUAACAUGUUUUAACAGAGUAACUGUGAAGGCCCAUUCAUAUCAUCCUGCAUUGAUUGUUUCUUACACGUAGCAUUUCCUACAUGACAGAUAUUCUUUAGUACUGUGUUUAUAGAUACAUUCAUAUCAUUAUGCUUCAAUCGUUCCCUGCACGAUGCGGCACGGUCCGUCUCCGUGCGGAAUUUUCGGAGAGAAUAUUUUUCUGAUACGCUACAUGUCUGGACCGCGACGGAUGCAAUACGUACAGUAUGAACGAGUCUCAGUCGUGUUCAUACACAUCCAAGUGCACUUCCAUCAUGGACAAUGAAAAGUUGAUUGAAUUAGUACGGGAGUGUUCAUUUUUGUAUGAUUUACAGGACAAAAGAUAUAGUGAUACCCAAAAAAAGGACACAGCAUCUAGAGAAAUUGCUCAAAAGUUACACACAUCUGAUAAAGAGUGUAAAAAAUCCUGGAAUGCUUUGAGGAACGAGUUUCGACGUGCAAUUAAGAGGCAGAAGGAAACUAAAAGUGGGCAAGAAUGUGUGCCUGUAAAAAAAUGGAAAUUUGAGGAUGAGAUGUCCUUUCUUCAACCAUAUUUAAAGGACAGGACUGCCAUCACUUCCAUAAAUUGUGCAGAAGGGGAGACACAUGAUGAAAGCUCCAGCAACAUGGAAAGAAUCCCAGAAGAUAACCCGACAGUUCCCAUAUUUUUGUCUCAACAAUCGGGUACGCCAGUCUCCAACAUACCAAAGUCCACUGCCCCAUUGGUGCGCUUACCCACAAGGACGAAAUCACGACAAUUCCCAAAGAAACCUGAACCUCAGGAAACCUCUUCGGCUGUGAUGAUGAAAUAUCUACUGAAUCAGAAGCAAGCAGAUGACAUCGAUAUAUUUUGUCCCAGUAUGGCAGCAACUGUAACAAAAUUUCCACCACGCCAGAGCGCUAUAGCAAAAGCACGAGUUUUUUCGGUCAUUUCCAAAUUAGAAAUAGAAUUAGUAACCCAACCAUCAGAACAGCCAGCGACGACACCCACUACUUCUCCUGGCCCAUCUAUCUAUAGCUACUCAAGUGACAGCUGGAGCUCUCAACCGUAUGAGGAGAAACAAAAUUCCCAAAUAAAUAUCAACUUUCCUCAAGAAUUUAACACGGCACAAGAACAAGCACUAAAUGCUGUGCAAAUGUCGGACACACUUAAAGAUUAUUAUAAUAAUUUCUGAUAACACUGUAUUGCUACAUAAGUAGAAAUUAAUAAAAGUAAACAUACCUCAAGCAAACCGCUAGUUUUUCUUUAGGAGUUAUUGCUUCCUUG
This is a messenger RNA of Cryptotermes secundus, 2134 nucleotides long. RefSeq lists its product as uncharacterized. The coding region runs from base 1095 to 2042 and encodes 315 amino acids. NCBI's taxonomy places the organism in Eukaryota, Metazoa, Arthropoda, Insecta, Blattodea, Kalotermitidae. Gene Ontology annotation, cellular component: transcription regulator complex; nucleus. The transcript is spliced from 2 exons. The record is from RefSeq and is a predicted model, not a curated record. Gene Ontology annotation, biological process: regulation of transcription by RNA polymerase II.